AAUGGGAGUAUGUACAUCUACCAAUUAAAGUGGUCAUUUGAUUACUACAACUUAUUAAUAGAGGAUUAGGGAAUAAGUUUAGGAUAGUUUUGAACCUCCAUGUUGGGUUGAAGAAAAAAUUGGUGGAGAGAGUCCUAAUUCAGAGAUAUGUUUAUUAGACACAGAUGAGCUACACUAAAAUUCUGAAAAAGCAACAUAGGAACAAAGUUAAAGGGAGUUUGUAAAUAGAAUUGUCAGUGUUCAUGACUCUCCAAAUUCAAAAAGAUACUAUUUUGUUUAUGAUAAAUUGUACAAUAUAAAACGAAAGGUACCGAAGCUAAAAAGUAUUAAUCAAAGUACUUUAAUUCAAAAACGUAAGUAAUUAAUACUUUGA
Molecule: messenger RNA, 373 nt
Organism: Paramecium pentaurelia
Lineage: Eukaryota; Ciliophora; Oligohymenophorea; Peniculida; Parameciidae
Source: the annotation of a GenBank genome assembly